UAGUUUAUUCAAAGAAGUAACGAACGAAAAUCUAUAAUUUUAUUUCUAGUUCACACCUACAAUCGUACUGUUAAAUAUUAACAUCUCCCGAUCUUCAACCAUGUAAAAUGUUGUUAUUGUUUUUCGAUAUCUUUGUCGAGGUUAUAUGGUUUUAUAGCUAAAUCCAACGGUUUCACAAAAAAAAAAAUCAUCUUAUCACCCUUAUCAGCUUUACAAUUUUUAGUAAUAAAUUAAACACUAUAAUAUUAAUACCAGUUUUAAUUUUUUCAAAUUCACAUUGUUACAAACACAUUGUUUUGCUGCAGUGAAUUGUUAUUGUUAUUUUAUUUUUCAAUAAGGUUCUACAUAUAUCUGUAGAAUGUUAAAGUAUAGUUUAAAUUGUUCGACUUAACCAAUUGUCCUUGAUCAUUAGUGGUUGCUUUUUGGCUUAGUAACAUGUGUUUACAAUGGACAAAAGUCAGAAUAUGGGAUCAGUGUUGGGAAGACCCGAAAUUAGUGUACCAGGAUAUACUAUUGAAAUGGGAAAUACCACUUAUGGAACAUCUUUGGAGGAACGUAUACAAGCGGCUAGAGCAGCUUCUUCAAGUUCUAAUCAGAUGCUUCAGAAAAUUAAUAAAGCAAAAUCAACUUUGAUGAAUAAUAGAAAUAUUGAAAAGGAUACAAAUUUUCAUAAUAUUGAUACUAAAAAUAUAUCAUUUAGUGCUCAUGAAUUAAAGAAAAAAAAUAGACAGCAAUGGCCAUCUUCAUCUAAAACAGAUUCUAAAUUAACUAAUGUUUCUUCAUUUAACUCAACCACGGUUAAAAAUGGAAAUAUUAAUCCUCAAACUAAUUAUAAUAUAAGUUGUUUAUCAAAACCAAUACAUAAAGGAGGGGGUUUGAUGCAACGUCGAUUAGAAUCUAUUAAAGCUAAUAAAAAAUUAUCCAACAUUAUUUCACUAGAUUAUGAUAAAAAUUUGGGAUCAACAAAAUAUUCCAAUAACUUUUCACAAAGUUCAAAUCGUCAAGAUAAUUUUACAAAAAGUCAUGCACCUAGUCAGUUUGAUAUUAAUGUUUCAACGCAAAAUGAGUGUAAAACAAAAUUAACAAUUCAAAAAAAAAAUUCUAUUGACAUGAAAAAUAAUAGUUGUAUAUAUAACAAUACGAAUAAAUUUACAAACUCUGUAACCUCUGUACAAUAUAGACUUAUUAGAGCUAAAGAAGAAAUGAAUGCCAAAUCAAAAUGUUCUAUUAAUAAUAAUAUUUCAAAAAGUGAAAUAAUAAAAAAGUCUUCAUCGUUGAAUAAUAUACAGCAAAAUAAUAAUUUACUUAACCAUAACAUUAAAAACAAAACGAAGAGAUUAAAUAAAUCAUUUCAAACUACCACAAAAAGUGAUUCAAUCCUUGCAUCAACUCAUAAAAAACCUCUUUUAAAUAAUUUAAAUAUCAAUCAAAUAUUGAAUAAACAACUGAUCACUGUACAACAAAAACCAGUCGUACCAAAAAACAUGAUUUCAUCUAAACCUUCUGAAACAAUUAUAUCCAAAAAAUUGGAAAAUGAAGAUAUUUUAAAAAAGAAAGAAACCGAAUUAAAUUCCUUUAGUUUUAUUAUGCCUCAAACUUAUUCUGUUCAGCAAAGAUUGGAAAAAAGAAACAACUACAACAAUUGUUAUGCUGAUACACAAUGUAACGAAAAUGAUUCUAUGGAUUGGGAAACUAUAAAUGAACCCAGCAAUAUUGUUGACAAAGUUAAUGACUUAAGAAAAACAACAUACUCUUAUGAACCUAUGGAAUGGACCCCUGAUACAAUUAUGCACAGUGAUCUAAUAAAUAACUGUUUAGUGGUUGACACAAACAUACUUUUAUCAGACUUAAAAUCCAUUACUAUAAUUAUAGAUAAAUAUUUACCUGACUAUAAUGGUUAUUUAACUAUUGUGUUACCAUGGCGGGUCUUACAAGAACUUGACUGCAUAAAAAAAAAUGAAAAUGCACUUGGUUACCGAGCAAGGGAAGCCACUCGAUGGUUAUUGGAAAUGCUUUCAAAUAAUCAUCCGCGAUUAAAAGGUCAACCCAUGACAACAAAUAAUAACAGUACGAAUGCUGAUGAUUCUAUUUUAAAAUGUGCCAUGUCUGUGAAAGAGAGAGUAAAUUGUGUAACUUUAAUAACAGAUGAUAAAAUAUUAAGCAUAAAAUCAGAAAUUAAUGGAAUACCUGUAAAAAAUUCAGCAUGGCUUCAACAUUUGGUAUCAGUCAAAAAUUCCAGCAAAUCUGAAAUAUUUCAAGAGGCUGUUAAAAAAUAUCCAAUAAUUGAAAACAAACUAAUAAUGCAAUUUGAGUCACAUUUGGAACACAUUAUAGCCAGAGUUUUAAAAUUUGCUGUAGGUCAAAAUAAAGAAUAUUCUAUUUUCACAAAAAAAGCUUGGUGGAAAAUGUAUUCACUAACACCACCACUUAAUUUAACAAAAUGUUUAUUAAAGCUUAAAGAACAUUGGGGCAUAAUAGUACCCCAGCAGUUUCUUAAAGGGCCUCUAAAACAAUUAGAUUGGAUGGAAUGUUUUUUUAAGGAUUUACAAAAGUUAAUAUCUGAAAAUAGUCUUAACUGGAACGAGAUUUAUAACUUGAUUAAAUAUUGUACAGAAAUAUUUAUUGCUUUACCUUAUGAAUAUUAUCAUAUUACUGACAUGCUUUUUAAUGAUUUAAUGAAUGCUAGAAAAUUUUUAAAAAGAAAAUUGGAUUGUGAAAUAAUAAAUGAUGAGUCAUUAUCAAUUUCUUUAACAAAUGACUUAAAUAUAUCAAGUGUUAAUUAUUCUUCUAAUAUUGAUAAUGUUUUACUGAAUAUUUUAAAAGAAGUUGAUAUGUUUUGCAUAAAUAUCUAUAAAUCUAAAGGAAUCAGUCAUAGAUCAUUUGAAAAACCCAAUUGUUUACUUUUAAAAACAUAUUUUUAUGAUGAAAUUGAAGAGUAUUGCCAAAAAAUAUCAAAUAUAAUUAAGGUUAUGUCAAAGUAUGUAUGA
Molecule: messenger RNA, 2987 nt
Organism: Sipha flava (yellow sugarcane aphid)
Lineage: Eukaryota; Metazoa; Arthropoda; Insecta; Hemiptera; Aphididae
Product: putative histone-lysine N-methyltransferase 1
Exons: 14
Coding region: 447-2987 (846 amino acids)
Cellular component (GO): nucleus
Source: RefSeq, a predicted model, not a curated record